Molecule: messenger RNA, 2394 nt
Organism: Ectocarpus siliculosus
Lineage: Eukaryota; Phaeophyceae; Ectocarpales; Ectocarpaceae
Source: the annotation of a GenBank genome assembly
UUCGCAAACACGCAACCAUGCAGACGUUGAUAGCUCGGGCUUGUCGGGGAAAGUUGGCGGCACCAAAGACCAGGCUACUGGUCGGGGAAGCAUGGCGGAGCUCACCCAACGCCGUUGCAAUUGCUGCGGGAAACACCACUUGCUGGAGAUCGAUGCGAGGUGUCUAUACGUGGAGGGUGCCGAUCCCUUUGACCAAGAUCGUUGCCACGAUUGGGCCCGCCUCCGAGCAACUUGAGCCGAUGCAGAAGGUGGUGGACGCGGGCAUGCGUGUGAUGCGCAUUAACUUCUCUCACGCCACUUUUGAGGAGGCGGACUUGCGAUUGGCCAACCUCAGGGCGUCUAAGGGGAAGCACGUCAAGGCAUGCCUUGGGGAGCACAACAUGCGGGGGGUGCUCAUUGACACUCAGGGGCCCGAGAUCCGCACAGGGAACGUGGAGGACGGCGGCAAGAUCACGAUGGUUCAAGGGUCGACGAUUGAGCUCACUACUAACCCGGAGUAUCGCGACAAGUGCACAGCCUCGCGGCUGUUCGUGAGCUACUACGGGCUGACGGGAGCGGUAAAGGUGGGGAGCGCUGUUCUCCUAGACGAUGGGUUGGUCUCGUUGAGGGUCACCCGAUGUACGGCAGGAGUCUGUCACGUGCCUCGUGGAGAACAGCUCAAGAGCAGAAGAGGCGUGAAUCUCCCGGGGACAAAAGUGGACCUGCCGGCGCUCAGCGAAAAGGACAAAGUCGACAUCACUUUUGGUAUCCAGAACGACAUCGACUUCGUGGCUGCUUCUUUUGUGAGGAAGGCCGAGGACGUGCGGUCGAUCCGAAGGUUUAUUGACGACGUCCACAGCCAGCAUUGGCCUGAGGAUCGCCCGACAGCCCGCAUCAUAUCCAAGAUAGAGAACUUGGAGGCGGUGGACAACUUCGAUGAGAUCCUGGAGCUGUCGGAUGGGAUUAUGGUGGCAAGGGGCGAUCUGGGUGUGGAGCUGCCUCCUGAGCAGGUCACCAAUCUACAGAAGAAGAUGGUCAGACAGUGCAACCGAGUGGGCAAGCCGGUGAUUGUGGCCACCCAGAUGCUGGAGUCUAUGCAGACGAACCCACGACCGACUAGGGCCGAAGUUAGUGAUGUGACGAACGCGGUUUAUGAUGGCGCGGACGCCGUCAUGCUUUCAGGCGAAAGUGCACAGGGAAAGUACCCCGUGGAGUCAGUAGAGAUGAUGCGAUGUAUCAUUGACGAGGCUGAGAGCUGGAAGGGUUCCAACCCGGAGCUGGUUCUCCCCGAUGCGGCGGAACCUUCGGCGACCUCCGAGAUGGAAGGCAUCGCCUCGGCCACCGUGCACGCGGCCUGCAGCCUCAAGGCAAAGCUUAUCGUGGUGGUGACCAAGAAGGGGUACAUGGCCCGAUUGGUGGCCAAGUUCCGCCCGAAUGUUCCGGUUAUGUGCAUUUGCCCCGAUCGUAAGGUAGGGCGACAACUCAUCCUGCACCGAGGGCUCCACCCUGUGGUGCUCGACGAGCCCGACUCGCCUUCCACCCAGGCAGACGCGGUGCAACUGGCGAAGGGCGCAGGGUUCUGCAAGGCGGGGGACACCGUUAUCGUGGCCUACCGGGACCACGUCUCCCCGGCGAAGGACCUGGCCCUCAAGAUCUUGGUGGUGCGCGAUUGAGCGGAGAGGACGCGCCGGUUGAAGUUGCGAAGAGAUGGUGAUUGCUUUCCUUGGGGCCUCACGGCGACGGGGUACUAUCGCUUGGGAUUGCGAUACAGAGUAGGGAAAAUUGGGAGCGCUGAAGAAGGGAGGGCGCUGCCAACAACGGGAGGUGCAAUCGAAGCGCUUGCUUGGUGACACCUGGUCCGCCGGUAGAUGAUAUAGCAGGACACACUUCUGUCAGCGCGCGUGUAGUGGGAGCGUGUGAUCACCCGCAGAGUCAUAGGAGAGUCAGAUGAUAGAUAGGUGUGGAUGCUGUCCGUUAGUUGUUGUUCGUGUCGAAGAUAUCACGAUGUGUAAUAUGCAGCCUCAAGUGUUGCGUAUGAUAUCUCUGGAGCUUUGUUUUUUUAGUGCGAUGUAGCUGCUGUUGUCGCGUUGAAUAAGAACACAUACGUGGGUGUCAUGUGUACGCGUACAAGAGGGAAAUGUUUGGUGGUGUGUGCGCAGUCGUUGCCACGUUAGCUACAGUAGUGUGUGGGCAGGGGUUGGAGCGCUGGCUUUCUGGGGCGUUGCGUGUGGAGUCUAGGGGCGAUCGUACAUUUCGGAGCAGUCAGUCUGCGCGCCAGCGUUCUCCGUGGGAUACUACAAUAUUGGUUUUGGUAACGGAUUAUUUUCUGAGCACCUGUUCUUUAGGGUCAACGCUCUCUUGUGUUUGUGUGUUUGCCCGGCAUCCUUCUUUGUUCCUGAAGUGAUCGCGAGUUCC